Molecule: messenger RNA, 1056 nt
Organism: Closterium sp. Naga37s-1
Lineage: Eukaryota; Viridiplantae; Streptophyta; Zygnematophyceae; Desmidiales; Closteriaceae
Source: the annotation of a GenBank genome assembly
AUGCGUUCGGGCCUGUGUGCGCAUGCUGCCGGCACGCUGAUCCCCGCACUCCAGCGGCAGGGCCUGCGCAUCCCGCUGCAGCCUGUUCCGGUGAUUGAUGACGACGGCUAUAUGUGCGUUGACCCUCCUGUUGAUCAGCGGCGCGAGUUGCUCGAAGUGAAGGGGAAGGUCGCUGUUCUCGAGCACGACUUCCUUAUCAUGACGGCUAAGAUUGAGUUCCUCGCCAUCAGCAAGGGCGUCACCUCAGCUGAACUGGAGGCCGGAGCGCGAGACCACAUGGGGGCAGUAAACGACACCACGGGGCCACAGGUGGCUUCUCGCAAGGCUGCGAAAGUGGAGGAGACGGCAGACCAUGUCGGCCAGGUGGACUGCGCUCGACCUAGAGAUGGCCUCGUCCCCGCCCAUCAGACAACUCCUGCGCCAAUCCGUCCGCAAGAGCGUGGCACUCUUGCCCUCGCGGUGCGUGGCCAGGGUAUGACCCACGUGCAUCCAGUUCCCGGAAACCCUGGCAGGGCAUCGAGCAGUGGUCGAACGGGCGUGAUGUGGAACGCUGAGAAGCAGAGGUUCUAUGUUCGUAUAAUAUCAGGACAGAGAAAGCAGGUGCGUCUUGGGUCGUACGAGGACCCGGACGAGGCUGCAUACGCAUAUGCGGCGGGGGCUGUGGUCCUUCGGCCGAACUCGAGGAUUAGCUGCACCGUGGAACUCUCUGAGGGAGAGAGGCAAGCGCUGGAAGGGUGCACCGAGGAUAACCUCAGGCUGCUGGUGAAGUUUAGGCGAUGGAACAGAUGGAGGGAGUGGAGGGCUGCACUGGAGGGCUUGGAAGAACCACCGGCUGCGGGGGCUCGUUCCAGACGCAAGGGCACAGUGUCACGAGACGUACAGGAGGUAGAGGAGGUGGACGCGGCCACACAGAAUAUUGAAGAGCAGGCCAUGGCUGACGAGCCUGAAAGCCCCCCGCAGGACUACUCGGAUGAUGACGAGACCGAAGAGGAGGAUGAAGAGUAUGUGGCCGUGCAUGAGGUCAUGGAGGAUGAGGAGGACGAGGAGGAUGACUAG